Molecule: messenger RNA, 1007 nt
Organism: Chanos chanos (milkfish)
Lineage: Eukaryota; Metazoa; Chordata; Actinopteri; Gonorynchiformes; Chanidae
Product: interleukin-1 beta-like
Exons: 7
Coding region: 40-861 (273 amino acids)
Biological process (GO): cellular response to lipopolysaccharide; macrophage chemotaxis; positive regulation of gene expression
Molecular function (GO): cytokine activity
Source: RefSeq, a predicted model, not a curated record
ACUUCUAAUCUCGCACUCUCCCAGAUAAACAACUGCACCAUGGAUUGCAAAGGAUUUGACUUGUCCUUGGCCGUAGAAAGCUCCUUCAACAACAUGGACUUUCAAGAUGAGUUACACUGCAACUCCGCAGAAAUGUGUGGACUCUACUGCGACCUCCACAACGGACCUCAUGUGAAGAUUGUCCAGUCGCCUAAGAAUAUGCGUCAGGUUGCCAACGUGAUUAUUUCCCUGCAUAGGAUGAAGCACAGUCACAAGCCACAGGGCACAGAGUUCACUGACAAUGAACUUUACAACAUUAUCAUGGAGAAUGUGGUGGAAGAAUGUGUGGUCAGCAGCACAUGGAGCUCAUCUAAGAGUUACACUAAAACCGGCCGCGUCAUUCAGUGCGCUAUGUGUGAUAAGGUGCAGAAGAGUCUGGUGUUGAAUAAGACCAUACCUGAGCUUCAGGCGGUGAUUCUGAAGGGUGGCAGCCUUGAUCAGAGAGUGCGACUGAACUUGUCCAGUUACAUGGCUCCUGGCCCCCAGGCCAGUCAGGGCCAACCCAUUUGUCUCAGUAUCGCUGGACGCAACCUCUAUCUCUCCUGUUCAAAGACCUCCGAAAACCCUGCCCUGCACUUGGAGGUGGUUGAGGACAAAAAGGCUCUGAACAACAUCAGCGCUCAGGGUGACCUUGCCCGCUUCCUGUUCUACAGGAGAGGCACAGGUCUGUCAAUCAACACCUUUGAAUCCGUCAAGUUCCCAGGAUGGUUCAUCAGCACAGCACCGGAUGACUACGAACCCGUGGACAUGUGUAAAGAGGAGGCUGCUGAUCGAAUCAACACCUUUACACUCAUAGAUCAGAUGGAAACCAGCCUGAUUUAGAGAACAAAAAUUGUAAGAAUCAAUUUCCAUAACGUAUGUGCAAUGCACAGUUAUGAAUAUGGAAACUGUAUGGCCACUGUGUGAAGGCCUUGAGCAUCUAAGUAAAUUGCAUCGCAGCAGUUGCUAAGACGGGGAACAAACUAUCA